Molecule: messenger RNA, 1380 nt
Organism: Alternaria atra
Lineage: Eukaryota; Fungi; Ascomycota; Dothideomycetes; Pleosporales; Pleosporaceae
Exons: 5
Coding region: 1-1380 (459 amino acids)
Source: RefSeq, a predicted model, not a curated record
AUGAGCACCGAUACUCCUCUUUUACAAGAUCCAAGACAACAUCCAGACAAUGCGAACUUACCAAAUGUCAACGAACCUGCGACAAUUCUCGGCGUCACAGUCGCUUUUCUGACACUCGCUAUCUUCACAUUAAGCUUGCGACUAUGGUUCCGUAUCAAAGACCAUCUUUGGGGCUGGGAUGACUUGUUCGUUGUCCUCGCUGCCGUAGCGAGUUUAAUCGGAGAUAUCAUGGUUUGCAUGAUGCCGGAGGAUGGUCUCGGUCUACACUUGUGGACACUCGAUGCUGAGCACCUAAUGUCGUAUUUUAAGCACAUAUACUCGACAAAUGCUGCCUACACCGCAAGCACAGCGCUAAUCAAGGUCUCUAUACUGAUACAGUAUCUUCGUCUCUUUGCCGAAGCCGCACCCUCAACGACCACCGCUCAAUAUCGCCUCGCACGACGCAUUACAUGGACCAUGAUUGCGAUAUGCUCACUGUGGGGGUUGACCUUCUUCUUUCUCGCGCUUUUCUCCUGCAACCCCGUCGCCAAGAACUGGAAUUCCACAUUGCAGGGCACAUGCAUUGGGUGGGGCAGCAAAGACCCUCAGGACUUUUUCCACAUGUUCUUAGGACAUGCUGUCAGUAAUUGCUUGCUGGAUAUUCUGGUCCUGCUUGUACCUAUUCCUUUCGUAACCACAUUAAGGAUUGCGGGUAAAAGCCGAGUAGGCUUGGUCAGCCUGUUUAGCUUAGGCUGUGUUGUCGUCAUCGUAGCCAUCGGCCGCAUGAUCGCCAUGUCUGUCAACAAGGCCGGUACCGAACCGGUUCUCGACAUGUCUUUUCAUAUCCCGGCCGUGUACAUCUUCGCUGUUCUUGAAGUCAACUUUGCCAUCAUCACGGCUUCCAUACCUAUCUUCUGGCCCGCCAUUGCAACACUGGCAUCUAACAAGAUUUUUGUCGUCAACGAAGUACAGAUACAUGUUGAACAUGUCACAAGAAACGACAGCUUCGACUCCAACGGCGGUAUUAGCCUCAGUGACCGGAAGAUAGCGUCAUCAGGCGGAGACAGCAAGAUGGGCGUUGUCACAACGAUAUCCGACCAAACACAUCGGAAGUCAGGCGAAAAGUCAUCCCCGAUAAACCAUCAUCACAAACCAAGCGCUGCCUCAUCUAUUGGCCGUACGAUGGGCACAGACCUCGCUGGCCGUCCCAGUCAAGAAUCAUCACGACACCUAUACCGCAUCCCGAGCAACGAAAACCGGAGUUCAAAAAGUCUCACGCAGAGCGAGGGCGACGACUGGUUUAUGGAAAUGGAUAGGGCGAAUUCACGGGGACAGGUGACGACCACGGUUAAACGAACAUCGCUUCCGUUUGAGCAUACCACGACGUCUGACAAAAAGUAG